Molecule: messenger RNA, 4389 nt
Organism: Bicyclus anynana (squinting bush brown)
Lineage: Eukaryota; Metazoa; Arthropoda; Insecta; Lepidoptera; Nymphalidae
Exons: 7
Coding region: 336-4340 (1334 amino acids)
Source: RefSeq, a predicted model, not a curated record
AAAUCACUUGAAACUUUGUGUACCCAUCAGUUGAGAUUGUAGUCAAGGGCUAAGUAGUAAAAAAUUAUAUAAAAAAAACAAAAAUCAUAUCUACCCAUGUUAAAUUUUAGUCUUAUGUCAAUUCAUUACAAAUUUUGAAAAAUCUGUUCCGAGCUUUUGCCCUUGCCUAAUUCAGUAAACUAGAUGAGACGCUGCUGGAGUCCUCUUAAGAGCUUAAGUUAUAGCAACGCAAGUAAAUACCUACCUUACAGUUUAUUUUUCAUUAUAUAAUAAAACUUCAUUUAUAUUGAAUUCAAAAUGUAUACCUAGAUCUUCAUAGAACGUUCAGUAAGAUUAUGGCGAUAAAAACGUAUGAAAAAUUGAUUGAAAAGAAUGGACCAAAAUCAUCGUCAAUUUCAAAAUUUUCUAAUAAAAAUUCGCAACUUACAAUGAAAAUCGAUUAUACGGCUGACGACAGUAUAUCAAAUUGUAUUAGUAAAAGUGACACAUAUAAGAGAAAGAUCAACGCAUCGCCUUACUUAACAGAAGACAGAAACGAUAUGCUUUCAAGGAUUACCGAACAGAGGCUGGUAAGUAAAAAAACGACUGAUUUCAUUUCUUCCUAUCCUAUGGCUGUAAACAUAUACAAAGCAAGCUCAGACGAGUUCAAGGCUUUGAAGAAAAGUAAAAAAGUAAAGAAAUCAGUGUUGACAUUACCAAAUCAACCAGCGCCAUUACCUCAAGUUUGCACAGUUAGCGACAUGAACGAGUCAGAAUAUUGUGAAAACAAAGAGAUGAAACCCAAAAAGAAAAGAACAACACAAUCUAAAAGGAAGUCACGUAUAAGCAAACCUAUGCAAAUAUUCAACAGGGAUGCGGAGUAUUGUUCUCGACUUAAUAUUGAUUUGGACAGUAGUUCCACGGAUAUGAUAAACCAAUUUCCUGGCGAUGGAAAAAAAUCUAUAAAACGUCGAAGUAAAGUAGUAAGAACACCAGAUAAUAAUGUUCAUGAUGUGUGGGCCAUGGUUAGAAAAUUAAACAAUUUACGUUUUAUGCCAACGCCUCCGUUCUCUGAAGAGAGCAUAAUUUCUUUAAAGAAAAAUGGGGCCAAUAAACGGCGAAAUAAUCAAAUGGACACAAAAGUUAUUGAAACACACACUACAGAAGAAUUUACUUAUUUUACGAGCUUAGACGAUAAAUCUGCACAUAACUCACAAUCAAGCUUAGACUGUAUUACGGUUAUUGGCAAACAAGAUGAUUACCAAGAAUUCUGCGAAGAAAAUAACAACAAUAAAGCUCCACUCACCAUAAAAAAUCAGAAAAAUAUAAAAAAAGGCAAGGCAAAGUCAAUAUUAAAUAGUUCUAAAAAUAUUCGAAGGGGGAAAGAUAAUGUUGAAAAUUUUCACCAGGAUAAUAUGAAUUUAAAGCAUAAUAACGACAACCCAAAAUAUUCCCAAAAAAAAGUGUUAAACCAAAAUAAUAAAAUUAUACUCACACACGACUUUAGUAAAAACACAGAAUUGGGAUGCCAAAACACUAAAAAAGUCGAGAAAGAAUAUAAUGAAAGUGAUGAUCAAGUUCAUCUUUGUGGAAAGUCAGAUUCUAUCAUUGGUGAUUUCAUAAAAAGUUUUGAUGGCUCGACUAUUACAUUUGAAGAUACAUCCAAUAAAAUUAGUUUUUGUGAGUCACACGGUCAUAUAAAUGGUAUAACAAAAGUUGUGUUAAGUAAAGGGCAGAAUGAGGUCGAAGCAAAAAAAAUAUCUGAACCGAAAAGAAAUACAUAUUUACGUACAUCGAUGCCUAGCGCUAUAUUACGUCCUAAAUCAACUCAAGCCAAUAUAAAGAAACGAUUAGCCAAUAUUCAAUUUCCAUUAGUUAUUUUAGAAAAAGAUCAACUAACUUCUGCUCCGUUUCAUGUUACGCAUUAUGAACCACCCCAGUUCGAAGGAUUAGAUAAGGCUGGCUGGCCGUUUAUGAAAAGUUGGCAAAAACCAGCAAUUAUUAAUUCUAAACAAGAAAAUACUAAUUAUGUUAAUGAUAAAAGUAGCACUCAAGUCAAAAAAGCCAACGAAAAUAAUAUUAGGAAAAUACCCAAAGAACAUAGUUAUUUGCCAUCCAAAGAUAGAGAUAUAAGUGUACCAGGGCCUCCUACUAAUACAUCGAAGAUAAAUAUCAAAGCUCAGAAAACGAAACCAAUACAGCAAUUUAAAGAAAGAAUGUUACAAUUUCUACACAGGAAAUCUUCUGAUGAUGAUAAUAGAAAAUACAUGCCAAAGGACCAUACGAAACAACAAAAAUCUCCUAACGAUGAUGUGAAUAUUGCUAGAAACGCCCAAGGCAAUUUCAUGCUUACAAAUGACCAAGGUAAAAUUACAUAUAAUGAUGGAAAUAAAGCAAUAAAUCAUGUGCCAUCUAAAAUGAAACUGCCAUGGUCUAAGGGUAGAUUGGCAAGUGAGUUUAUAGAUAAUGUUAUGAAGAAGAUCAAGAGCGGUGUUUAUUAUAACCAAGACGAAAAAUACUUGCUUAAAAAGCGCUCUCACAUAACAAGAGAAUAUUCAGUUCAAACAGAAAUGAAUUUAACCCAGUACGAUUUCUGUGAAAAUUUCAACCAGAAAUCGAAUCAAAAUCCAAACAUUGAAGAAAUUUGUGACACAUGCGACCAGGCAAUUCCAGGUUUUGACGACAAUCCGAUUCAAUCUGAUUUACAACUUGAAACAAUAAACAAAAGUAAAAUUGCUAUAAAACAUUGCGUUACCAACAUUGUCGUGCAAUUUGACGUUGUAAUGCCUUAUGAUGUAAACAACAUUCUGCACGAAAUACAAUCCGCUUCUUGUAUACCUUUAACAGUUUCUGAAAGUCAUCCAAAGGUAUUUAAGGCAAAAACAAUGAUUGUCAAUGCGAUCCUUCCAGCAGAACUUUGCAGUAUUUUGCCAAACACGAUGAAAAAAGUUAUAGUUGAUAGUCAAUUACUGAAAAUAUUUGAUAAAGGAGAGACUCGCUUAUCUUCAGGAUCAACUUUACCCCAGACUGCCAAUUUAAUAAAGCAUUUCAUGCCGCUUCCAAUUGAUGACUCACCAAAAUCUAAAAUUCUGAGACAGGGGAAGUUUUCAAAUACAAUUAUUGCUAAAAAUUCAUCUCAUGAAAAAAUUAUCUCAUCUGGCACUUUCCAAGAUUUUUGCACGCAGCAAAAGAAUAAUCUUUUGCCAAAUAUUCACAAAAAUCAAUCGCUUACUUACUACAUUCAUCCCAUAAUACAUCCUAUCUCACUACCUAUUUUUGAGUCAGAUAACUCAUCAAAACUAGUGCCAGAAACGGAUGACAAUAGUGUACAUCAAAGUACAUCAAGUUGUACAGAGUUACAACCAUAUCAAUCGAACUAUGAAAACGGUAGUGUGAGUUUAAAUAAUAUUGAAAGCGUCUCUUUUAAAUUAAUCGAUCAAGACUUUAGUAUUCAAGUUAACAUUCUCGUCAAUCCCUUUAAUGGUGUAUUAUCUUAUAAGAACAUUUCAACCAUUAUGAGCAUUGGAGUCUAUACUGAGGAAAGUAAAGCUAAUUGCGUACUAUCUGGUAUGACUUUGGAUUCUCUUUACAACGGUAUCCGACAACAUAUUUCAAAAGGAAAUAAAACGGUUACAAAUAUGUUGAAACCAAAAGUCGCUAAAUGUACUCAAGUUUCGGAAAUAAAGAAAUUUGAAAAUUGUAAAACCAGUGUUAAGUAUUGUGUACCAAACAAUAGUAAUAAAAAAAGAACUUUCAAUAAGUUGUACAAAAAAUGUAAAUCUGCUUCGAACAUAUCUAUUGAAAGAACGAGUACUUCGCUUAAAAAACUAAGGAAUUUGGAUGAUUUUUUCCUAGCUAUAGGGUCAGCAAAAACCUUGGCUAGUGCAAUUGAUGGAUCUGCAGAGAAAAAGAUUUUGUCGUCAAUUAAGGAGCUAAAACAUUGGAUAAAUGAGAUAACACCAAGACAAGCUCUACUCAUAUUGCUGUUAGCUAAUAAAAAGGACACUUCGAAUUUAGUGCGGUAUCGCCCUGUUAUACUGCAAGGAAUUGCCGUUAACAGAAUUACGCGCGCCACAGAACUUGACAUGGAAAUAGAAGUGAUCGAGAAAGAAAAAUUAAAUUUAUUAUCUCCGUACGAAGGUAUUUCUUAUUUGCCAGCAUCUGUUGAAAAUCAGGACAAUCUUUUUGAAGAAUUGUAUUGGAUUGCGAAAACAACGGCUUCUGAUUACCAAAGGCCUUUCGACGAAUCCUCUGAGCGGUUGUUAAAAUCACUACUGGAGAAGAGGAAAAAAUUGAAUCCAUCCUAUCUUCGUGUGAUGGCACGUUACGUUGGUCUCGGUUUACUGAAAACGCCUAAAUAAGUCUGUCUUAAAAUUGUUUAGUUUAAUUUUAAAUUGCUGAGUCAGUUGU